Messenger RNA from Peromyscus maniculatus bairdii (prairie deer mouse), 474 nucleotides. Lineage: Eukaryota; Metazoa; Chordata; Mammalia; Rodentia; Cricetidae. The record is from RefSeq and is a predicted model, not a curated record.
UGAGUCUGCUGUCUCUUCUAAAUGUAUAUCAGAAGAAACAUCUGGUUGAGAUUUUGUCAUAUCACACUUGUGAUUCACAAACUCGAAAUGCUCCAGAAAUGGACUGCCUUAUCAGGCUUCAGGCUCAGAACAUACAGCAGCGACACAUAGUCUUUCUAACAGAGAAGACUAUCAAGAUGGUUUCCAGUUAUACAGAUAAUGGAAUUGUAGUUGCAACUGCUGAAGACUUUAUGCAAAACUUUAAAAGUCUUGUGGGAUAUCAUAACUCAGUCACAGAAGAAAGUCUUCCGCUGCUUGGUGCUAUUGAGAAUCUUGAGUCACAGUCAGAUGCUGUUUUGACAUUAACCCCUUUGGAGCUGGGAGUUGGGGUUUCCCAACAUUAAACGUGAACACAUUUCGCAGAAGCUUUUAGCAUCGGAUUAUCUGGACACUCACACCUAGUGUGAGUGUUGUGACUAAGUGAACUUGUGGCAG